Molecule: messenger RNA, 6530 nt
Organism: Ruditapes philippinarum (Manila clam)
Lineage: Eukaryota; Metazoa; Mollusca; Bivalvia; Venerida; Veneridae
Exons: 32
Coding region: 204-6530 (2108 amino acids)
Source: RefSeq, a predicted model, not a curated record
GUUAACCUCUAAUGAUCUGAAGUUAGAUUACUACAAUGUGACCAUAGAACCAUAUGGUCUAAUGACUGUCACUGAAGGUUGUCCAUACAAUCUACAACAUGAGGGUGUAGGAGCUGGUCAUGGUCACCUUGAUGGAAGUUCAGGUGGAGGUCAUGGUGGAAAUGGAGGUCAAGGUGAAGGUCAACCAAUAGCCGGUGGUGCCCAUGCUUCAUUCUUAUAUCCCACCAAGUUUGGUAAGAAUGGUGGUCACUCUAAAUUUCCCCAUCUUGGUGGUGUGGGUGGAGGCAGACUUAUACCUGAAGGUUAAUCAUACACUGACUGUUGAUGGUUUUCUGACAGCGCAGGGAGGUGCUUGGAGGUCUGUGGCAGCAGGAGGGGGUAGUGGUGGAACCAUCCAUAUUGAGACCUACACCAUUGAUGGUAGUGGAGAAGUUGAUGCCUCUGGUGGAAAAGGUUAUGGAGGAAGUGUGUCUAAGCAUGGAGGUGGUGGAGGAGGUGGACGUGUCACACUAUACUACAUGUACAACUUUUUUGUUGGUGACUUUAUCAACCAUGGUGGUCCUGGUGGUGCCAGAAGUGAACCAGGUGGCCCUGGCACAGUCUAUCUUCACAAACUACCUGAACUUGUGAAUGGAACAGUUCCAUCUGACUUCAUUGACAACCGUACCCUGUACCUUAACAACAAAGAUUAUGAGCCAUUAAACCCUGCUCGUAAUCUCACUGAUACAUACCCACAAUACACAGCUGCCAGUGGUGUUGUCUGGAUAUGGCCAGGCUUAUACCCACCAUCUGUCAUUGUAGCAACACAGGUCAAUAACACAGAUGAAGAUAUUGUUCUGGAUCAUAUAAAGCUGUAUGAAAAAGCCCAGCUAGCAAUGGUGAGACCUCGACAUACAGACAAGAUUAACCUGAUUGUAGGGUACACAGAGGGGGACAGAAGUGGACAUUUACACAUAGGUUACAAUCAGACCCUCUUUAUUGGUACAGGAGCAUUGCCUAUGGAUGUAUCACUGUAUCAUGGUAGUCUGACAACCUUACAAGGUGAACUGAGAGUGGCUGGUGUUACAGUAACUGUUGAAGGAAUUAUAGGCAAUGUUGAAAACAUGACUAUUGUUGAUGGAGGUACAUUAAAGAUAAACUACAUGAUGGACCUGAAAUAUCAGCGUAUGGAUGACAUCACCUUUACUGCAUUCAGUAUCAGGAACCGAGGCUCUCUCUUUAUGAACAAUGACAUAUUCCAACACAAUAUGAUAGGCAAAAAUUUACAGGUAUUCCCUGGUGGACAAUUACAAGCUAAGAAUCUCUAUGUAAAUGUAGAUACACUCACUGUUGAUGUGAUGGGGACAUUGAAUACAGAUGGGCAAGGCUUUUGUAACAUGAUGGGACCAGGGGCAGGCAAGACUAUCUCAGGGUCAGGUACUGGAGCCAGCCAUGGGGGUGAAGCUGGAGCACAGAGUCGCACCAAUGACUCCCCUCAGUGCUACGGUAAUUUUAUCAAACCAGACAAAUUUGGCAGUGCUGGAGGGGAUGGAUCAUCUGGCAAAGGUGGUUGUGGAGGAGGAAUUCUCACACUUUAUGCUAACAAACUGCUCAAAGUUGAUGGAAGAGUAAGUGCCAAUGGUCAGGAUGGCUCGUCUCCGGGUGGGGGAGGGUCAGGUGGAAGUAUUUACAUGGCCACUGCAGAGUUAGAUGGCUCAGGAACUAUUGAAGUGAAAGGCGGAUCAGGCAGAAAUGGGGGAGCAGGUGGUAGAAUGGGUAUCUCCUAUGGUUAUGUGAACUAUGCUGGUAGUUACUUCUCAAAUGGUGGUGUUGGACAUGGCGGGGAGAAUGGGGCAGCAGGUACAGUGUUUACUAAAGAUACAGCACCAGGUGGGAAGAAAACUCUCAAGAUCUACAACAGAAAAGGAGAUGGGAAUCGUAAGACUAGAAUCACUAUACCAGAGAGUAAAACAGAAGACCAUGAUAUAGACACACUCGAUCUUGGUGACUAUGCUGAAGUUGGUCUCCUGGCAACAGAUAAUUUAGGUUAUCCAAAGGCCGGAAGGCGUGACCUUUACCUGCAGUUGGUAGAGGGUGACUAUACUGCUACAGUUCAUGUAGAAGGUGGAAUGUGGCUGAACAUUGACUUCAAUGAUUCUGCUGUCCUCUCAUUCAGUGUUGCUGUCUAUCCUGAUGGACAAAUCAACUUACCAGAUGACACCUAUGUGAAAGAUGUGACAGUAUCUGAUUAUGGAGGAACAAUCACUGGGCUAGAAACAUUCAAUAUCUCACGAGGGGGAGCUGUUAAAAUUUAUCCGCCCUCAGUUAAUGACCAACACUUUAAACAUAUUGUUUAUGACCUGAAUACGAUCAGUAUACUUGACGGGGGAGUGUUUCAGUAUUUUGGAACAGCCGAGGCGGAAGAUGUUCUGACUAUCAAUCUGGCCGGAGAUCUGAUGAUCAGAGGGGGUGGUGAGAUGAGAGCUAAUAAACUUGUACUCAAAGCUGUGAAUAUUACUAUAGAAUCAGAGGGGAUUCUAAGUGUAUCAGAGAAGGGCUAUGCAGUAGGUUCAGGGGUUGGAGCGGGCGUAGGGAAUACCAAAGGCAGCUCAGGAGGCUCUCAUGGUGGUGUAGGUGGAAAGGGAAGUAGUACAUCCUAUGCCGGACUGGCUCAUGACAGCACUCACAAACCUGAGGCUUAUGGCAGUGGUGGUGGAAGUACUGGUACAGUGACCACAGGCCGAGGUGGAGGGAUACUUAGCUUGGUGGCCAGUGGUUUUGUAGAAAUAGAUGGAGAAUUGAUGGCUGAUGGGCAAGAUGCUAGUACUACAGCAGUAGGUGGUGGUGCAGGUGGUUCCAUCUAUCUGACAGCUGGGACUUUCUCAGGUACCGGGAUAAUAUCAGCUAAUGGUGGGGCAGGUGCUUGUGUUCCUAACUGUGCCAGGUGUGAUUCAUACAGGAGGUGUAUCAAAUGUAAUGUAAACUACUAUUGGUGGAAAUAUUUGUGCUUGCAUCGUUGGAAUGUACCAGAACAAGAGGUGGCAGGUGGAGGGGGAGGUGGAGGAAGAAUUGCUGUCCACGUUGCCAAGGAAAAUACUUACCGAGGUGAUUACACAACACAUGGUGGUAAAGGGUUCUCUGAAAGUGGCGGGUCAGGUACUGUAUAUGUUCAAACACCAGUUAAGAGCACUGGAAAUAUGGAAUCAACAGUUUACAUUGACAACCACAAUUCUCUCCCAGAUAAUGUUUAUAUCAGUAAUAAGUUACAAGACAGUUGUAGGACAUACAUAAUAACAUCUGAUGGUGACACAGCCGAUGAUAUGACCUUUGACCACAUACACAUCAAAGGUGGAGGUCAUUUAGCUUUCAGGAAGGUCACCAGUACCAAUGUGAAUGUCAUAAUUAACAAGUUGCAUGGAGAUUUAAGUGGCAUGGUGCAUACAUCAGUUGACCAGAAGAUUUCUAUAAUUGACAGUGAGAGUCCGAUACCUGCUUCCUUCAGAGUCUAUGAUACUGCCAUUAUACAAUUACCUGAAGAGUUAUAUUUCACCAACUUGAAGUAUACGGACAUAUAUAUAGAUGGAGAGAUAAGUGGAGUAAAAAACUUGAGUCUUGGAAAAGGAGUGAAUUUCUUCAUUGGGGAAAAUGGAUUUACUUCAGGCUAUGACAAACUGACAUUUAGCUUUGAUCAAGUACAGAUUUAUGCAGAUGGGAGAAUGACCUCAACAUAUUUACAAGAAAGAUCACCCUCAUUAGUCCUACAUAUAAGAAACUUGCUAAAACUACAUGCUGGAGCAGUGAUUAGGGCACCUUGGGUUAAAGUGAAUGCCAGUAGUGGUGAGGUGUUGAUUGACUCAGCCAGUUUGAUAGACUCCAGUCAACAAGCUCCGACAAAACUACAACAGAACGGGGUACACACAGACACUGGGGGAGGAUCAGGUGGUGGUAAUGGUGCUGCAGGAGGUCAAGGGUCGUACCAGGACUAUGUGGGACCACCUCCAGAUUAUGGUUCUAUGUAUGAACCUACACAAUAUGGUGGAAAUGGAGGAUAUGGUGGAGGGUCCACAUCAUACCAGAGAUGUACACAAUCAUCAAGACAUAAUGGUGGUCGAGGAGGUGGAGUUAUAGAAUUAUCAGCCAGUCAUUUACUACUUGAUGGAGAUCUGAGGGUGAAUGGAGGUGAUAGUAGUGGAUUUAGAGGUGGGGGAGGUGCUGCUGGUAGUGUUUAUAUUCAGGCAUCUGAUAUAUAUGGUGAUGGUAACAUCUUCGCACAAGGUGGCUCCGCGAGAACAGGAUCAGAUCCACAAUGCCGAGGUGGAGGGGGUGCUGGUGGGCGUGUUGCCAUCUACUACAAGAAGGACACAUUCUCGGGGAGGAUCAGGGCACACGGCGGUGCCGGGUUUGAGUGUGGUGGAGCAGGAACUGUAUUGAAAUAUGAUGUUGAUAAUUCAACCAAGCAUCUUACUGUAGACAAUGAGAAUGUAUGUACACCCCUAAAUUCCCGAGUUGACUGGAGUCAGCUCACAGAAACCCAUAGAGGACAACUCAGUUUCUACACCUGGCUAUUUGAUGAACCAACAUUACAUAAUCAUGAAUUUGAUGCUGUGCAUCUAAGUGGACAAGCUCAACUAGCACUAUACAGAAAGGAUCAUACUGUUUAUGCACAGAACAUUACUGUAAGGAAGACAGAGGGAGAUAAAUCAGGAAAGUGGCAUAUUGGUCCUUACCAGACAUUUGCUGCCAGUUUACCAGAUGAUAGUCCAGAGCUACAGUUUGGCAUGUAUGUUUACAAACAUGGAAUAAUGAAUGCUGAAGAAACUCUAACAGUAUCUGGUAUAACUAUUGUGAAUGAAGGAAUCCUAAGUGGGGUCAACAAUCUUGUCAUUGGACCAAAAGGAAAGAUAAUUCUCAGGCCAGACAUCAUUGGUAGUGUACCAGUGAUUACAUUUACCUCGGUGACUGUACAGGGAGGUGGUACAUUGACUAUUGACACAAAUGGACAUGGCUUGAAGUUGGUAGGUAAAAACUUCACUAUACACAGUGGUGGUCUGGUAGAAGCAGACAAUCUACAAGUCGAGGCUGAAAUGUUGAUGUUAGAAGACUCUGCUUACAUUACAGCUGAUAAACAGGCUGUGCAUAUAGAUGGUGGCCCAGGUAAAGGGGAGAAAGGCAGAGGUGCUGGGCAUGGUGGUCAGGGAGGCAGGGGUUCAAUACAAGGUGGAGGAUUAUACUACGGUGAUAUCGUGACACCAGACUUACCAGGAAGUGAUGGUGUAUAUAAAGAUUUGACAACUGAUAUCAAAGUACAAGGUGGAGGAAUAUUAAUGUUUGACAUCACCCAAACAGCUCACAUUGAUGGUAUUAUAAGUUGUAAUGGAGAAGAUAGCAAGGGUAAAGCUGGGGGAGCCAGUGGUGGUAGUAUAAAAUUGACAACUAUAAAUUUCACAGGCAAAGGCAAACUUAAAGUAAAUGGAGGAAUUGGAUCCACAUCAACAGGUGGUGGGGCUGGAGGUAGGAUCUCAGUCAGCUACAAGUAUAAAGAGUUCACUGGCUGGUACCAGGCUUAUGGUGGUAGAUCACAGUACAGUACAGGUGGAGCAGGAACCAUCUAUGUACUGCAUGGCGACAAAUCUAAACUGAUCAUUGACAAUAAGACACCGUAUAAUUUACCAGUCAUACAAGACUACAGUACUGUAGGAAUUAAAGAUCAUGACCAUGGAAGGACAUGGAUUGUAUUUCCAAGGUCUGGUUCCCUGUAUGUAGAUCAACUGUAUCUAUACAAUGGAGCCCAUUUAGGACUGGAACCAGCCUCAGAUCCUAUAGCCAGGAAACAUGAAUUUACUACAGAAGGCUUUAGUGGUGAUGGGUUUAUAAAUGAUGCAGCAAAGCUGGGAACCAUUCAUGUGGGACCUAAUCAGUUGUUCAAAGUCAGGGCCAUUGAUCUAUACUUCCCUGCUAAUGCCAUGGUGUAUACAAAUGGGAUAUUAGAAAUGCCUCCUGUUGUAAAAUGGUUCAACUCUAACAGUGUGAUCACAGGAAUAAUAGGCGGUGUCACGGAUCUUACUUUGAUAAAGUCUAAACUAGAACUGAAGAAAACCAGUAAAACACAGGGUAGUAGAAGGGAGGGAACAUUCCAGAUGUACAGUAUCAGUGUCAUGGCAGAUGGCGUCCUUCAAGUGACUGAUGAUAUUAGUUACCAGCUUGUUAUCGACCACCUUUAUAUAGCUCCUUCUGGUCUUGUUGAAGCCAGGAACCUGUUGAUACAGGCUACAUCAGCUACUAUAGAAGAAGGAGGUGUUAUCAAUCUAAACGCGAGAGGAUAUUUGAGAGCUGGACCAGGAUAUCUAGCAAACCAUGGAGCAAGUCACAGUGGAGAAGGUGGAGGUUCAUCAAGCAGCCAUGGCAAAGCCUAUGAUAAUUUUAAGUCUCCCUCUUUACCAGGAUCAGGAGGUGAUAAUACCUAUGGGGGCGGAGUCAUUAUACUGGAUGUAUCUGGAACAGCUGACAUACAAGGGGAAAUCAAAGCUGAGUAUGUUGUUCUUCUUGUAUAG